AUGAGCUCCCACACUCAAGAUGAGCCGUCACUUGACACGGACUCGUUCUCCUCCAAGGAUAGUAUCAAGGGAGCCGAGUCUAUUCACCGAUCUCCUAUGGGCCUGAUCAGCCCGUCUGAAACAAACAACCUACACCGUAUCGCCACAACCCAGUCACGACGACGAUCGAGCAUCCACGCAAACACAUAUACAAACAAUGCAUUUGCCGAAAAUGACCCAGCAUUGGACCCCCAGGCUGCAGAGUUCAACCUGGAGCGGUGGCUCAAAGCCGCCAUGGUUGAUGCCGAAGGACGCGGCCUGUCAACACCACAAGGAGGAAUACUCUUCAAAGACUUGAACGUCUCCGGCUCUGGAGCUGCGCUGCAGCUACAGGAUACCGUCGGUUCCAUGCUCUCUGCACCUUUGCGAAUCCCCGAACUACUCCGCCAGAGACGCUCGCCGCCUCGUCGGAUCUUGAACAGCUUCAACGGUGUGAUGAAGACGGGGGAGCUAUUGCUUGUGCUUGGACGGCCGGGUGCGGGCUGCAGUACUCUUCUCAAGACGAUAUGUGGUGAGACGAAUGGGCUGGACAUCGACUCGUCCAGUUCCCUGCAUUACAACGGGGUGUCUCAGAAGCGGAUGAUGAAGGAGUUCAAAGGCGAAGUCGUGUACAACCAAGAGGUUGAUAAACACUUCCCCCAUCUCACUGUCGGACAAACCCUCGAAUUCGCAGCUGCUGCCCGCACACCGCAGCACCGCAUGCGCGACAUGACCCGCGACGAGUUCGCCAAAUACACAACCCAGGUCGUGAUGGCCAUCUUCGGUCUGAGCCAUACAUACAAUACAAAGGUCGGCAACGACUUCGUACGCGGUGUCUCCGGAGGCGAACGCAAACGAGUCAGUAUUGCAGAGAUGGCACUGGCCGCGACACCGUUUGGGGCCUGGGAUAACUCCAGUCGCGGCCUUGACUCGGCUACUGCGUUGAAGUUCGUCGAGGCGCUGCGAUUGCUCGCUGACCUGGCCGGGACUGCGCAUGCUGUUGCUAUCUACCAGGCUAGUCAGAGCAUCUACGAAGUCUUUGACAAGGUGACGAUCUUAUACGAGGGUCGCCAGAUCUUCUUCGGGCCAACUUCAACAGCAAAAGCCUUUUUCGAACGGCAGGGCUGGGAAUGUCCCUCUCGACAGACGACUGGUGACUUCCUUACAUCUGUUACGAAUCCGCAAGAGCGUCGUGCUCGUGAGGAUAUGAAGGGUGUUGUCCCCCAGACGCCUGAAGACUUUGAGCGGUACUGGCUCGAUUCGCCCGAGUAUAAAGAGCUCCUCAAAGAGAUGGAAGACUUCGAGACGGUCCAUCCUCCAGGCAACGAUGACGCAGCAGCGACUGGAUUCCGAGAGGUCAAGGAAAAGACGCAGUCCAAGAACUCGCGGGCAGCCUCUCCAUACCUGCUCAGCGUGCCGAUGCAGAUUAAACUGAACACGAAGCGUGCAUACCAGCGAGUCUGGAACGACAUGUCCUCGACCUUAUCAACAGUCAUUGGAAACAUCAUAAUGGCCCUCAUCAUCGGCUCAGUCUUUUACGACCCCCCAGACACGUCCGCAGGGUUCAUGUCGAGAGGCGCCACGCUCUUCUUCGCGGUGCUGCUGAAUGCCCUAACUGCCAUGUCCGAAAUCACCAGUCUCUACGCCCAACGCCCCAUCGUCGAAAAGCACGCCUCGUAUGCAUUCUACCACCCAGCAACCGAAGCAAUCGCCGGCGUGGUCAGCGAUAUCCCCGUGAAAUUCACCCUCGCCGUCGCGUUCAACGUCAUCCUGUACUUCCUGUCCGGCCUGCGCAGAGAACCAUCCCAGUUCUUCAUCUACUUCCUCAUCACAUUCAUCAUCAUGUUCGUGAUGAGCGCCGUCUUCCGCACAAUGGCCGCUAUAACAAAGUCCGCUGCACAGGCCAUGGGUCUCGCUGGAGUCCUCAUCCUCGCACUCAUCGUCUACACGGGCUACGUCCUCCCCGUCCCCUCAAUGCACCCCUGGUUCGAAUGGAUCCACUACCUGAAUCCGAUCUACUACGCCUUUGAAAUCCUCAUCGCAAACGAAUUCCACGGUCGCGACUUUCCCUGCGCGAGUUUCGUCCCGUCCUACGCGGAUCUGUCUGGCGAUAACUUCAUCUGCUCAGAACUGGGCUCUGUCCCCGGCGCGCAGACUGUCAGUGGUGAUGCCUAUAUCCUCUUCAACUACAGCUACAGCUACAGCCAUGUCUGGCGGAAUUUCGGUAUCCUGAUUGCAUUCCUCGUCGGGUUCAUGGCCAUCUACUUCGUCGCGUCGGAGCUCAACUCCUCGACUACCAGUACCGCCGAAGCACUCGUCUUCCGACGCGGUCAUGAACCGGAGUAUAUGCGUCCCGGAUACGUGAAACCAGCAGCGGACGAAGAAAACACCAUGGAACUGGGCUCCGUCAAGCCAUCUCGGGACGAAUCCAAAGAGGAGCUCCCUCUCCCACCUCAACAAGACAUCUUCACCUGGCGGGAUAUCUGCUACGACAUCGAAAUCAAAGGCGAGCCGCGACGAUUGCUAGACCACGUCUCCGGCUGGGUGAAACCAGGGACCUUGACCGCAUUAAUGGGCGUCAGCGGAGCCGGUAAAACGACCUUACUCGACGUGCUAGCGCACCGGACAACAAUGGGCGUUAUCACAGGCGAUAUGUUCGUGAACGGCAAGGAUCUCGAUGCCAGUUUCCAGCGGAAGACGGGGUACGUGCAGCAGCAGGAUCUGCAUCUGCAGACGGCGACUGUGCGUGAGUCGCUCCGGUUCAGUGCGUUGCUGAGGCAGCCGGCGGAUGUGUCGAUCCAGGAGAAGUAUGACUAUGUGGAGGAUGUGAUUCAGAUGCUGGGGAUGCAGGACUUUGCGGAGGCGAUUGUCGGUGUUCCUGGGGAGGGACUGAAUGUUGAGCAGAGGAAGUUGUUGACGAUUGGGGUGGAAUUGGCUGCGAAGCCGAAGUUGCUGCUGUUCUUGGAUGAACCUACCAGUGGUCUUGAUUCGCAGAGUUCAUGGGCUAUUUGUUCAUUCCUCCGCAAACUGGCAGACAGUGGACAGGCCGUCCUCUGCACGAUCCACCAGCCCAGCGCCAUUCUGUUCCAGGAAUUCGACCAGCUCCUGUUCCUGGCAAAGGGUGGCAAGACGGUCUACUUUGGCCCGAUUGGGAACAACUCGCGAACCCUCCUCGACUACUUCGAGUCCAACGGAGGACGCCAAUGCGCCCAAUCCGAGAACCCAGCGGAGUACAUGAUUGAGGUCGUCAACGCAAAGACCAACGACAAGGGAACCGACUGGUUUGAUGUCUGGAAGCAGAGUCCCGAGUGUCAAGGAGUCCAGGACGAAAUCAACCGCAUCCACGAGGAAAAGAGCGCCGUCCAGCAGGAAGACGACCAGGGCAUGAGCCACGCCGAGUUCGCGAUGCCCUUCUGGUUCCAGGUCUACGUCGUCACGUACCGCGUCUUCCAGCAGUACUGGCGCAUGCCGGAGUAUAUUAUCUCGAAAUGGGGCCUGGCUAUCAUGGCAGGGCUGUUCAUUGGGUUCUCGUUCUACGAUGCGAAGACUUCUCUCGCUGGUAUGCAGACCAUCAUCUUCUCGCUGUUCAUGAUCUGCUCCAUCUUUGCCUCGCUCGUCAACCAGAUAAUGCCCCUCUUCGUAACCCAGCGCUCCCUGUACGAAGUCCGCGAACGGCCCAGCAAAGCCUACUCCUGGAAAGCCUUCCUCAUCGCCAACAUCACCGUCGAAAUCCCCUACCAGGUGAUAAUGGGCAUCCUCACAUACGCCUGCUACUACUAUCCCGUAGUCGGGUCCAGCCAGGCCUCCGACCGGCAAGGCCUCGUCCUGCUCUUUGCCAUCCAAUUCUACAUAUACGCCAGCACAUUCGCCCAGAUGUGCAUCGCCGCACUACCAGACGCCGAGACCGCAAGCCCAAUCGUCAUCCUACUCUUCUCAAUGUGUCUGACCUUCUGCGGCGUCAUGCAAGUCCCCUCCGCCCUCCCCGGGUUCUGGAUCUUCAUGUAUCGCGCGUCCCCGUUCACAUACUGGAUCAGUGGGAUGGCGUCAACGCAGGUCCACGACCGCGAGGUAGUCUGCUCCUCGAACGAACUGUCCGUGUUUAACCCGCCCUCCAACCAAACCUGCCAGGAGUACAUGUCCGAGUAUAUGAGUCUGGCGGGUGGGAAGCUGCAGAACCCCGACGCGACUGCGGACUGUGCGUUCUGCUCGCUGAAUGUUGCGGACGAGUAUCUGGCCGGCAGCGAGAUCUACUGGGGCGACCGGUGGCGCAAUUUCGGGCUCAUCUGGGUCUAUGUUGUGUUUAAUAUUGCGAUGGCUACGUUCUUGUAUUAUAUGUUCCGGGUGAGGAAGUGGGAUUUGGCGAGUUUGAAGAAGAGAUUUGGGAAGAAGUGA
Aspergillus puulaauensis is the source of this 4410-nucleotide messenger RNA. RefSeq names its product putative ABC multidrug transporter. The transcript is spliced from 4 exons. The coding region runs from base 1 to 4410 and encodes 1469 amino acids. Gene Ontology annotation, cellular component: membrane. The record is from RefSeq and is a predicted model, not a curated record. Gene Ontology annotation, molecular function: ATP hydrolysis activity; ABC-type transporter activity; ATP binding. Lineage: Eukaryota; Fungi; Ascomycota; Eurotiomycetes; Eurotiales; Aspergillaceae. Gene Ontology annotation, biological process: transmembrane transport.